GCACCCCCUAUAGUUCACUACGGUAGUGCGGAGCCCCAAUACUGAGCGGUGGAUGGACAGGAGGGGCUUCGCAUGAUACACGACUCAUGUAUCGGGUCAGAUUGGGCUGUCAAUACCCGAUACCGUGUCAAGCACAGUAGCGAAUCCCUAAGGGUUUUGUCAGUGACAUUGGAUGAAUGGUCAGAUGAGGGGAUUGAUGCAAUGAUCGAGGUUGGAGGAAAUGCAUCUGCAAACUCAAUCUAUGAAGCAUAUAUUCCUGACGGGGUUUCUAAGCCUGGGCCAGAUUCUAGCCAUGAACAGCGUGCCAAAUUUAUCAGGUCUAAAUAUGAGCUUCAAGACUUCUUGAAACCUAGCUUGCGUAUCAUGUCGGCUCCUAAGAAAUCCUCCCUUCAAGCAAGUUUAUCCAGGAAGAUUAUGGACACAUUUCGGAGUUCAAGUUCACAUAUAGUCGAAGGCAUGGUAGAGUUCAUUGGAAUGGUGAAGGUCAAAGUACUCAAAGGGAAAAACUUAGCAAUUCGAGAUAUGCUUUCGAGUGAUCCAUAUGUUGUCUUAACUCUUGGCCAGCAGAAAGUGCAAACAAACGUUAUGAGGAGCAACUUGAAUCCAAUUUGGAACGAAGAACUUAUGCUUUCUGUUCCUCAAGAUUAUGGAUCCGUGAAGUUGCAAGUUUAUGAUUAUGACACAUUCUCUUGUGAUGAUAUAAUGGGGGAGGCUGAAAUUGAUAUUCAGCCCAUGAUCACAUCAGCAAUGGCAUUUGGAAAUGCUGGAAUGUUUGGCGAUAUGCAAAUAGGGAAAUGGUUGAAAUCUCACGAUAAUGCACUAAUUGAGGAUAGUUCCGUAAACAUUGUUGAUGGGAAGGUAAAACAAAAAGUAUUAUUAAAGUUGCAGAAUGUUGAAUCGGGCGAAAUUGAUCUUGAAAUAGAGUGGAUUCCCCUUGACCAAUAGGUGUAUAAUAAUGUAAUAUUUCUCUACUCUAAUACUCUCCCCACAUGCAUGCAUUUGAUGAUCGAUAAGGUAUUUAUUAUGAAUUGUUUGAGUCAAACAAUGUCAUUAAAAUUGUGUACCUUGU
Messenger RNA from Cuscuta campestris, 1069 nucleotides. Lineage: Eukaryota; Viridiplantae; Streptophyta; Magnoliopsida; Solanales; Convolvulaceae. The record is from the annotation of a GenBank genome assembly.